Fonsecaea pedrosoi CBS 271.37 is the source of this 1545-nucleotide messenger RNA. RefSeq lists its product as uncharacterized. The record is from RefSeq and is a predicted model, not a curated record. Bases 1 to 1545 code for a protein of 514 amino acids. The transcript is spliced from 3 exons. Lineage: Eukaryota; Fungi; Ascomycota; Eurotiomycetes; Chaetothyriales; Herpotrichiellaceae. Gene Ontology annotation, molecular function: monooxygenase activity; heme binding; iron ion binding.
AUGGCUUCACCGAGAGUGGUUGACAUGGCCGUCGACGCCGCCUCGUAUAUCCGGUCGCACCUGGGGUUGACCGUGACGGUGUGUGUCGUGCUGUACUUCGUCUCCCAGCGGUACAAGACCGGCCUUCGACACAUCCCGGGACCCUUUGUGGCCAGUUUUUCGGGCUUCUGGAGGGCGUGGGAGGUGGCCAAGGGAGACUGGCACGUCAAGAAUCUCGAAUUGCAUCGACAGUAUGGUCCGCUUGUCCGCAUCGCCCCGAAUGUCGUCAGUGUCUCUGAUCCGGAUGCACUUCGUGUCAUUUACGGGCUGAACAGUGGCUUCACAAAGACGGACUUUUAUCCCAUCCAGGAAAUGAAAUACGGUAAAAUCUAUCUGGCGAAUCUCUUCUCCACCAAGAGCGACGAGUUCCACGCCAAACAGAAGAGGUCGGUCGCCACGGCCUACUCCAUGACCUCGAUGCUGGCCUUUGAGCCGUACGUCGACAACUGCUCCGAGCUCUUCUUCAAGAGGCUCGACGAGCUGUACGUGAACCCGCACCGGCCCUGCGACCUGGGCAAAUGGCUGCAGCUCUACGCCAUGGACGUGAUCGCCGAGGUGACGUUUGGCAAACGAUUCGGGUGUAUGCAAGAGGGCGGCGACGUGGGGGGCUUGAUCGACACCAUCGACAAGUUCCUGGUCUACGCGUCGGUGGUGGGCCAGGUCCCCUACCUGCACAAGUUCCUCUUUGGCAAUCCCCUACUGCCCUACAUCCUGCCCAAGCUGGACAGCAUCAACCACGUGGUCAAGUUCACGCUCGAGCGCAUCUCGGAGCGCGAGAAGGACUCGGAGCGCCACAAGGACUUUUUGGGGAGACUGUACGACGCCAAAGCCGAGGGCAAGAUGGAGGCCGUCGACAUUGUCCGACACAGCAGCGCCAACGUCUUUGCCGGCAGCGACACGACGGCGAUAGCCCUCCGCGCCGCCAUCGACGGACUGCUCGCGAACCCGAACUGCUACCGCAAGCUCCAGGCGGAGAUCGACCAGAAGCGGGCCGAAGGCAAGCUCUCGCUGCCCGUCAAGUACGCCGAGGCGCAGCAGAUGCCGUACCUCCAGGCCGUGCUCAAGGAAGGCAUGCGGUACCACCCGUCCGUGUCGUUUUUGCUCGAGAGGCACGUCCCCAAGGGCGGCACCGUCGUCUGCGGCACCCGCAUCCCCGAGGACACCAUCGUCGGCGUCAACGCGUGGGUCGUCCACCGCGACCGCAAGGUGUUUGGGGACGACGCCGACGUCUUUCGACCGGAACGGUGGCUGGAGGCUGACGAGGCGCAGCUCAAGGCCAUGGAGAGGGCUUUUUUUGUGUUCGGCGGCGGCUCCCGGACCUGCACCGGCCGCAACAUCAGCCUGAUGGAAAUGUCCAAGGUGAUCCCCUCCCUGCUGAUGGUGUACGACAUUGAGCGCGCCGACCCCAAGGCCCGCACGCACACCAAGACGUACUGGUUCGCCGUGCAGAGGGGUUUGGUGUGUAAAAUCCGGAGGCGGCGGGAGAGGGAGGAUUCGAAAGUCUGA